Leptosia nina is the source of this 4647-nucleotide messenger RNA. Lineage: Eukaryota; Metazoa; Arthropoda; Insecta; Lepidoptera; Pieridae. The record is from the annotation of a GenBank genome assembly.
AUGUCGGAAAAAGCGGAAUCGAGUGAUAGCGAUGGGCCACUAAUCGACGACAAUGUUAUACGUAUUCAAUUAAGGAGGCCGACCCACAGAAAAUGGGAAUUGCGGACGAGAAAUCUAUCCCCCGGGAUUAAGUUUCCCACUAUUCAGCUCUUUGAUAGCGAAGGGACCUUACUCGUGGAAACAAACGAAGAAAACAUAUCAAUAAAGAGCUCGAACUAUGAUGAGCCGAGCUUGAGAAGUAGCCAAUCGCUACGUGAAAGGGAUUCCAAACACGUAAUCUACACUCAUCCUAUACGCAAACACAAUACAAUAUCGGGGGACAGAGUGUACACUCGUAUAUUUAAAGAUUCCGGAUUCGUUGACUACGAAAAGGAUUACGAUACUACAACUGAAACGCAAAAUAGUGCUCUAAACAUUCCAGAUAAAUUAACAGUUAGUCGUAGUUUAGAUAGUUUCAAUUCAAUUCUUGAUACAACACCGUGUAUGUCCGACUGUGACGUGAGUAGUUACAAAAGUUCAGACAAUGAAGCAAGCGAUGAUAUCAAUAAGAUUUGCACAAAAGACAAUUUAAAGGAAUAUAUACAACAAAAUGACGAGACAAAUAUACCGAUUUUGAUUGAAGACGUAGACAAUAAAGUUAACGAGAGAGAAAAUCUUAUUCCAGGUCUUCACGGUUCACAGUCAUUUAGCGAUGCCGUGCCAAAACAUCGUCAAAGAGAGCAGAGCGACGUACAACGUUCCCAAUCAGGAAUUAUUUAUAAGCAACUGAAUAAGGUAUCCUUCCUAAACACUUACCUUAAAAGCAUAACCGCACGUAGAGCCUCUAAUACCGGCUUCGUUUUAAACCGUAUACAAACAAAUGAUUCCCCGCAAAAUUUACAUGAACCUACAAAGCCUAGCGAAUCGCCCAAAUUAAAUUCCGAAAGACCGUGCCGCUCCUCCAAAUCAGAUAACACAACAGAUAAUGAAUUUAUUAAUAUUCCGACGGACGUAGCGGCCGAUUGCGAGAUGAGAAAGCGUUUGAAAUUGUAUCGACGUGGCAUAUCUGAGAUCGGGGUUUACGAGGACUGCGGUUAUAUGACGGGGAAGAAAAGACGCCAUUCGAUAAGUGGUCUAACGCAGAUUGCUCGAACUUCGUCUUCCGAAAGCGUGGACGAAGCUGACGUUAUUCUAAAUCGCUUGAAGCGAAGGAUAGUCAAGAAUAAGUUGAGGGAGAAACGGCGUAGUGUGGGCGCGAAAAUCCCCGAUAAAGACGAGAAGCCUAUUGGUGCGUCAUCAGAUGAGUGUCGCAUUGCGGGCCGCGGAGCCCUUGUGAGGUCCCGCCUCGCAAUGGGCUCCAACAUCAGCCAACACUCUGCCAAGGGUCUCAAAGGGCGCCGCGCAAGAUCAAGCGGCGAUCUGUGUAAUGGCGAGACGAAAAGCCAAACGGAGUCCUCAGUAUGCGGUUCCGUUGUCGGCGACGUCAUGGGCUGGAACCGGUCCCUGCCGAAUCACCUAGAUGGAAACAGGCACCUCGCUGACUACAGUCGCGUGAACAAUAACUAUGGUGAAUUCGCUACGUACAGAGGCCACCCGAAGGGCGGGCGCGGCUUGCGGUACAGAAUAUCUAAGUCUGGUUCUGAUGCGGAACCAGUGUGGAAGCUGCAAGAUCCUGGAUUUGACCAGGGCUACGGUUCAGAAAGAUCUCCCGAGGAAGACUACGUUCCGCCUAUACCUCCAGCCAUUUCACUUGAAGAAUAUGAAGCUGAAUUGCGUGCCAUAUAUCCGUUUAUAACUGAUGAUAAUACAUUUACCGUGGUAGUCGAGAAGGAUGGGCGUGGGUUAGGUAUGUCAGUUUGUGGCGGCGGUGGCCUGGUGAGGAUCCGAAGGUUGUACCCCCCACAACCAGCCUGGAGAACCGGACAACUAGCUCCAAGGGACCUGCUGCUCUCUGCGAAUGGUGUGCCCCUUGCAGGACUUAGUACAUAUGAAGCAUUAGAAGUUCUACGGACAGCUGCCGCCCGCGUAGAAUUACGAGUCUGUCGACCUCCAAGUGACGUACUCGAGAGUAUCACACCACCAGAUCCACCCACUCCACCAGCGAGGACCCCACAUCCACCUCACUUGCCAUUAGACCCACUUAAUUGCCAUCCUUUACAUGCCAGAUUAUCGCAAACAACAAGCAGUGCCACCACGUCGUCAUCUGAAGGCAGAGGACGCAGAGAUGUGAGUCCAGAAGAUAGGCGAGUUGACUUGCAGUUACCGGAUCUCGACAGACCCUUGCCAGUUUACGAUAUACAAUACGGGGUGUACUGGUUUGGUGAUUAUAUUUUCUUAUCUGGUGUUUGUUGGCUCGGAUUAAACUUUGAGUGGCGCUUAGCUAGUACCCCUCCCUUGCAAUUAAUAAUGUUCUCUGUUCACGCUUCACAGGAUGAUGGAUCGGUGGAGUUCGACAUAGUGAUGACCAAGGUUAAUGGUUCUUUGGGAUUCACUCUUCGCAAGGAGGACCACAGCGCGCUGGGGCACUACGUCCGGGCCUUGGUGCGGGAACCGGCGCUAAGCGAUGGCCGUAUUCAACCAGGAGAUAGGAUUGUUGCGGUCAACGACACGUCCAUGUCAAAUAUGUCGCACGCAGAAGCAGUUGCAUUUCUCAGGGCGUGCGGUUCUGAAGUCAGGCUGCGCCUGUACCGUGACCACGCAGCUACACCGUUGUCACCGAUGUCGCCAAAGGAAGAAGGGCCUACCGAUUCCGAUCCACCAUUGAACAAACCUAAACCGCCCUUAAGAGCGGAGGCUGUAUCGAUGCUGUGUGAUUUAGCAGCUCGUCGCCUCACCCCAGAUGCAGCCGAUGGAUCACGAUCCCCGUGUCUUUCUCCUCGAAAAUUCAGGAAACUCACCAAGGAUAAUAAUCAUUAUGAACAGCCAAAUGUUUACCUAGAAGAAGCUCCACCCGCAGAUAAACUUAUAGGGUGCACGUGUGUUGCACAAUUAAAUAACAAAAAAGCUCAAGCCAAAUAUAAAGAAAUGAACCAAAUGAUAGCAAAUAAUGCAGAUAUACAAGACAUAGCGCCAUCAAGGCCACCAAGGAAGAAAGGGGCUAAGAAAUCUCUCCUAGAAGCAGGAAAACAAAAUUCGUUACCAGCAGACUGUUCGAAUAAAACAGAUGACGAUACUACACAGGAUAAAGCUAUAUGUGUAACAAAGUUAAAUGAUAAAGAUUUAAAGCCAUUGAAAAAGUCUGUAUCAAUUCCAAGUGACGCCAAACUAACAUCAGAAUAUCAUUCAAUAAGGGAAGAUAACAUGAUAACAACAUAUUUAAAUAAAUUCUUUAUUGAAAACUACUAUGAAAAUAUCGUCCAUCCACUCAGCAUGAAAUUUAAAGAAGCACAGGCGUCCAAUGAUCGUUUGGAAUACGAAAAUGAAGAUAAAAUGCCUGCCGAAGAACCAAUAACAUGUACAUGUUCUGAAGAGAUGAAAAAACUUCAUAAUGAUAAACGUCUUUCUUCAAUCACACAAGAAGCUUGCAAAAGUUAUUCAAACAAUAUUUACGAAAAUGUACAAGAAUCAAAAGAUUUUCCAAAACCUAAAAAAACAAUUCAAAGAUCAAAGACCCAACGUUUUACACGAUCUCAUUCAAUCCGAAAGCGACUUCUUUCUAAGAGAUUUAAAUCAAGAACCAUUAGCGGUCCAAUAUCUUUGGAAAAAGAGAAUGAAACAAAUUCAGGUAUGGAAGCUAUUAAAAGUGUAGAACAUAAUACACCAGUACCACCACAACUGGUAUCACAUAAAGACGCUAAAGUUGAAGAUACACAAAAGAGAGAUUUUGGUCCCGAAAGACCAAAAUCUUUAGUAAUCGGUUCGGAAGAUGAAAGAUUUGAUGAUAUGAAUAAGCAAUUAAUUCAAGUUGGUAACGAAACAAAGUUAAAAAGGCCUGUGCUUACAAGUCCCACGACUCCGCCUUCUUGUAGAGAUCAAAAGCUUAGCCUGACAGUGAUACCACAAAACUAUGAACUAAACAAUCUGGACAAUGAUACUUUAGAUGCUCCCAAUGCAUAUCAAGAGGAUCCUAGACAGAGAUACAACGAACCGGCCUUCCCUGUCGAUUCGGACGAACCAGUUUCUAUGCCAGCUGAGUUAAUGUCCACUGAUGAAAGAUUUAAACAUUCAAACCCGGCGUAUCAAAGUGCCGUUUUACAUAGCUCUACAACUGACAGCGCUUCAGAUAAAGAUGACGGUAACGGUCUAAAGAAGUGGAAGGGCGUCGCACUAUCUCCAGAUAACGAACGAAAAGUUAAACCACUUGUAACCGAUGUGCUUCCUAAACCAGUACAAACUGAAGUCGUCCAAAAGGAGAAUAUAAAACCUGAACCAGCUGAGCCGGCUUCUACUGAAGCACCUACGAUUGUGACUGUAGAACUAAAUCGUGGUUGGAACAGUCGAUUGGGCUUCAGCGUUCAAAGCCAUCCGGAUUCAGGACAAAGUUACAUCUCAGCUGUCUACAAUGACAGUGUCGCGGCAAGAGACGGUCGUCUACAACGUGGUGACGUCAUAUUACAGGUCAACGAUGAAAAUGUGACCGCGAUGAAGACACCAGAAGUUAUAGAUUUACUCCGUAUUCUUCGAGGAUCUAUAUGCAUAACAGUAUUGCGACCGAGUAACACACAAUAA